Messenger RNA from Cryphonectria parasitica EP155, 1641 nucleotides. Its product is annotated as MFS general substrate transporter. Lineage: Eukaryota; Fungi; Ascomycota; Sordariomycetes; Diaporthales; Cryphonectriaceae. The transcript is spliced from 6 exons. Gene Ontology annotation, biological process: plasma membrane lactate transport. Gene Ontology annotation, molecular function: secondary active monocarboxylate transmembrane transporter activity. Gene Ontology annotation, cellular component: plasma membrane. The coding region runs from base 1 to 1641 and encodes 546 amino acids. The record is from RefSeq and is a predicted model, not a curated record.
AUGGCAGACCACGAGAAGCCUACCGUAGACCAUGGUCUGGCUCAUGACCGCCUCGAAGGAGAGGGUGCUGUUGCUGGCCACCAGGGUGAUGAGCCGCCACACCAUGGCAUGUCUGUCGGAGAGUACAUCCGCACUCGCUUCACCAGCCUGAAGCCUCCCAUGACCAAGCUGCCAAACCCAAUCAAGCUGUUGCUGAUGCUCAGUGCUCACCACUGGGCCUUCUUUGGUGUCGGAUUCCUCGGCUGGACUUGGGAUGCCUUUGACUUCUUCACCGUUUCUCUGACCGCUACCGAUCUCGCCGAGACGUUUGGAAAGACUGUUGCCGAAAUCACCUGGGGGAUUACUCUGGUGCUUAUGUUUCGAUCUGUGGGCUCGAUUCUCUUUGGUAUCGCAGCCGACCGUUACGGGAGAAAAUGGCCUUUUAUCGUGAACAACCUGCUGUUUGUCGUCCUUGAAUUGGGCACUGGUUUCUGUCAAACGUACCAGCAAUUUCUUGCCUGUCGCGCGCUCUUCGGAAUUGCCAUGGGUGGACUCUAUGGCAACGCUGCUGCCACCGCUCUGGAGGAUCUUCCAGAGGAAGCCCGAGGCUUGAUGAGCGGCAUCCUCCAGCAGGGCUACGCUUUUGGGUAUCUUCUCGCGACCGCCUUCUCUCGAGGUCUCGUGAACACUACCUCUCAUGGGUGGCGCCCACUCUUCUGGUUCGGCGCUUGCCCGCCCAUCCUCAUCAUCGUCUACCGGCUGCUACUCCCCGAGACGAGAGUCCACCAGCAGCGCGAGUCUGUGCGGAGGACGGCCCGAACCGAGGGCUCGAGUGUCUCCAAGACAUUUUUGCUCGAGGGAAAGGUCGCGUUGAAGAGACACUGGCUUCUGCUCACCUAUCUUGUCUUGCUCAUGGCCGGCUUCAACUUUAUGAGCCAUGGUAGCCAAGAUCUCUACCCCACGAUGCUCCAGAACCAAUUUGUAUUUGGUGCCAACGCCGUGACCGUCACGCAGGUCGUCGCUAAUUUGGGUGCUAUGACUGGUGGUACGGUGAUCGGCUACCUCUCGCAGAGCUUUGGCCGGCGCCUCUCGAUCAUCUGCAUCUGUGUCGUGGGUGGCGCACUCCUGUACCCGUACACCUUUGUAACGACCGAGCGCGUGAUAGCCGCAGCCUUCUUCGAACAGUUCUGCGUCCAGGGCGCGUGGGGCGUGAUACCCAUCCACCUGAUGGAACUGUCUCCCGGCGCAUUCCGCACCUUUGUCGUGGGCACGUCCUACCAACUCGGCAACCUGGUCAGCUCGGCGAGCUCGACCAUCGAGGCCACCACCGGCGAGAGGUUCCCGCUCUCCCCGCUGGUGAAAGACGGGAAGUCGACUCCGAGGUAUAACUAUGGCAAGGUGAUCUGCAUCUUUAUGGGUUGCGUCUAUGCCUAUGUUAUCCUGCUCACGUUCAUCGGCCCGGAGCACCUCCGUCGCAAAUUCGAGGUUGAACAUGACGCCGACGUGCGCGAGAUUGCCAACGAGGAGACUAUCGAGCAAGCCAUCCACCGCCGCGAGAGGAUGGGCAUGGGACUCAGCGACGAGGAUCUGGCGGAUGCCGCCGAGGUCAAGCGCUUGGGGCAGGUCCAAAGGGAGAAACCCACGGCACAAAGCAUGGUCUAA